Molecule: messenger RNA, 2361 nt
Organism: Hevea brasiliensis (rubber tree)
Lineage: Eukaryota; Viridiplantae; Streptophyta; Magnoliopsida; Malpighiales; Euphorbiaceae
Product: outer envelope protein 64, chloroplastic
Exons: 13
Coding region: 209-1981 (590 amino acids)
Molecular function (GO): protein binding
Source: RefSeq, a predicted model, not a curated record
CGGACCGUGUCCGCCCACACUGGAAAAUGAAAAAUCGGAGUUUCAGUCAUUCUUGAAAUCCGCCAACUUCACUCUGCUGUCUGCGUUAUCUGAGUACGCCUUCUCUCCCUCUUCCUCUCUCUCUAUCUAUCUAUCUAGAACAUAGAUUCUAGGGUUUUUUCCAGAGGAAAAAAAGAGGAAUUCUCCAGCGGUGAGGGAAUUGGGAAACAUGGCCUCCAAUCCCGCUAAUCUGUGGGUGCUACUGGGGCUGGGUCUCGCCGGGAUUCUCUUAAUGACGAGGAAAAUGAAGAAAGCGACGAGGGAAAAUUUUGGCGCCUUUGUCGAGAAGCUUCUGCUCCUUCCUCCGCCGCAGCCUGCUCCUCCAAAAGCUCCUCAUCUCCUCACUGGCCUCACCUUCGCCGUCUCUGAUAUAUUUGACAUUGAAGGAUAUGUGACUGGAUUUGGUCAUCCAGAUUGGGUGAGGACACAUGAGGCAGCUUCUCGGACAUCUCCUGUAGUUUCAGUUCUUGUUGAAGGUGGUGCCACUUGCAUUGGGAAAACAGUUGUGGAUGAACUGGCUUAUAGUAUCAAUGGAGAAAAUAAGCAUUAUGGUACACCAAACAAUCCUGCAGCAAGUGCAUGUGUACCUGGUGGAUCCUCGAGUGGAGCUGCUGUUGCUGUAGCUGCUAAUCUUGUUGACUUCUCUUUAGGUGCUGAUUCUGUUGGUGGUGUUAGAGUACCUGCUGGCUUUUGUGGCAUUAUAGGAUUCCGACCCUCAUAUGGCACCAUCCCUCUCUUUGGGGUUUUACCUGUUUCAGCAAGUCUGGACACUGUUGGAUGGUUUGCUAAGGAUCCAAAUGUUAUGCGUCGUGUUGGACAUUUGCUCUUGCAGCUGCCUUUUGGAAUUCAACGAAAUCCAAGGCAAAUUAUAAUAUCUGAUGAUUGUUUUCAACUAUUAAAGAUUCCCAUUGACAGGGUUGUGCAGGCGGUGAUUAAAUCCACCGAGAAGCUUUUUGGAAGACAAGUAUUGAGGCAUGAAAAUCUUGAUGAUAUUCUCUUUUCUAAAGUUCCAAGCUUAAAACAGUUCCAUGACAAAAAAACAAAUGGUGAACUCAGAAAUUCUUCAAUAAAAUUGCUUGCAAAUAUUUUGCAGCUUUUACAUAGAUAUGAAUUCAGAUGUAAUCAUGAGGAAUGGAUUAAUGUGGAGAAGCCUAAUCUUGAUCAUCAUAACUCUGCACAGAUAAAUGAAGUCCUAGAGAUAACAGAUAAGGAUAUUGAAAUUUGUAAAUCCAUCAGAAAUGAAAUGCGUGCAGCCAUUGACUCACUUCUGAAGGAUGAUGGAAUUCUGGCUAUCCCUACAACUGCUUAUCUUCCCCCAAAACUCGGUGCAAAAGAGAUGUUUUCAGAGGACUACCAGAUUCGUUCAUUUAGUCUGUUGAGUAUCGCAAGCCUAUCAGGUUGCUGUCAGGUGACUAUUCCGCUUGGACAUUAUGAGAAGCGACCUGUUUCAGUAUCCUUUAUAGCCAGGCAUGGGGGUGAUCGCUUUUUGCUGGAUACUGUACAUAACAUGUAUGCAUCUCUGCAAGAGCAGGUUGGUAUGCUUGCCAAGUCCAAAUUAUCUCCUAAUGUGGACAGUAAGGAAAGAACUGCUGACAUGGCUAAAGAAAAGGGCAACCAAGCUUUCAAAGAUAAGCAGUGGCAGAAGGCUAUCAGCUAUUAUACUGAAGCUAUCAGACUCAAUAGCAAGAAUGCAACAUAUUAUAGUAACAGAGCUGCAGCAUAUCUUGAACUUGGGAGUUUCCUUCAAGCUGAGGCUGAUUGUACCGAAGCUAUCAACCUUGAUAAGAAGAAUGUGAAGGCCUAUUUACGCAGAGGCACAGCAAGAGAGAUGCUUGGUUAUUAUAAGGAGGCAAUUGAAGAUUUUAAAUAUGCUCUGGUGCUUGAGCCAACUAAUAAAAGAGCAGCCGUUUCUGCUGAAAGAUUACGGAAGGUGUUUCAAUAGGAGAUCAAAGUGAAUGCAUCUGUCGAGGAAUGACAAAGUAUCCAAUUUAUCAUUUUUUCAUAAAAGCCUCAUUAACUUCUCUGCAGCAGAUGACACAGUUAAACAGUUUGAUGAGUGUUGCUUCUCAGUUAUCUUACACACAAAAAAUGGCUUGAAGAAUGCUUUGCAAGUAGAGAAGGGAUGGUAAUCCUUCUUCAUGGAAGCUCUGAAGAGUGAGGGUUUUUUUUUUGUGGCAAUCAGUUUAGCAUAAGUGGGUAAUUAUCACUGUUGUCAGCAUUGGUAAUUAUGUUGCAAUUUUGUUCAUUUUAAUAUUUUAUGAAAGGGUUGUAAUUUUAGUUUUGAGGUGGUUUAAUAUAUAUUUGACCUAGAAUUGAUCAAAA